Amborella trichopoda is the source of this 1924-nucleotide messenger RNA. Its product is annotated as serine/threonine-protein kinase 54. Lineage: Eukaryota; Viridiplantae; Streptophyta; Magnoliopsida; Amborellales; Amborellaceae. Gene Ontology annotation, biological process: protein phosphorylation. Gene Ontology annotation, cellular component: plasma membrane. Gene Ontology annotation, molecular function: protein serine/threonine kinase activity; ATP binding. The record is from RefSeq and is a predicted model, not a curated record.
CCGCGAAUCCCCUUUAAAUUCCAUCCACGACUUUCCUUCUGCCUCUGUGACGUCACAGUGACGUCGUCCGCUCGAGACGACCCGGAGCUCUGACGUUUCUAACUCAGGUCUUCAACGGCGAAAUGCCACCGUUGCUAGGGUUAGGUUUUCCUAUUUUUGUAUUGUGGAAUCUGGUGUUGAGUUUCGUUCCGAGAAUUACUUUUCUUAUUGGACUUUUUCGUGGAAUGAGGCGUUUAAUGUAGUGCUGUUUUAGGGAAUACUAGGUAUUUCAAGAAUUCCAGUGUUGCAGGUUCUGACUUGGAACUGAAAAUAUGGAAGGACAUUCUUCUAAACAGGUUGAUGAGGAAAAUGUGGAUGUUGGAAAAAGAGAGAAAUCUGUGUCUAUUGACCUUGGGGGGAUUACUUCAAAAGCAAAAAUGAGCAGUAGUGGAAGUUUGAACAGUAAGGAUCUUUUUUUCAGAGCGGAUAAAAUUGAUUUGAAGACAUUGGAUUAUCAGUUGGAGAAGCAUCUUGGCCGGGUUUGGUCUAGGGGGAAGGAGGCUGUGAGGCCAAAGGAACAAUGGGAAAUUGAUUUGUCGAAACUUGAUAUAAGGCACGUCAUUGCGCAUGGGACUUAUGGUACGGUGUAUAAAGGUGUUUAUGAUGGGCAAGACGUGGCAGUUAAGCUGUUGGACUGGGGAGAAGAUGGUGUUGCUACUGAGGCUGAAGCUGCUGCACUUCGAACAUCAUUUCGACAGGAGGUUGCUGUUUGGCAUAAACUAGACCAUCCAAAUGUUACCAAGUUUGUUGGAGCUUCAAUGGGAACUUCAGAACUUAAGAUUCCAGCUAAUAAUUCGGCAAAUUGUUAUAGUUCCAUUCCUUCUAGGGCAUGCUGUGUUGUUGUGGAGUAUCUUCCUGGGGGUACAUUGAAAAAGUUCCUGAUAAAAAACAGGAGGAAGAAACUUGCAUUUAAAAUUGUUAUUCAGCUUGCUUUGGACCUUUCUAGAGGGCUAAGCUAUCUUCACUCAAAGAAGAUUGUGCAUCGUGAUGUUAAAACUGAAAACAUGUUGCUAGAUGCAUCAAGGACACUAAAAAUUGCUGAUUUUGGAGUUGCACGAGUUGAAGCUCAAAACCCAAAGGAUAUGACUGGCGAGACUGGUACCCUUGGAUACAUGGCUCCAGAGGUCCUGAAUGGCAAACCUUAUAAUAGAAGAUGCGAUGUGUAUAGCUUUGGCAUCUGCUUAUGGGAGAUAUACUGCUGUGAAAUGCCAUAUCCUGAUCUCAGUUUUGCAGAAGUCUCUGCUGCUGUUGUUAGGCAGAACUUGAGACCCGAGAUACCUCGUUGCUGUCCAAGUUCGCUGGUGAAUGUUAUGCGCAAGUGUUGGGAUGCAAACUCAGAGAAGAGACCUGACAUGGAUGAGGUUGUGAGGCUCUUAGAGGCCAUUGACACAAGCAAGGGUGGUGGCAUGAUACCUGAUGACCAAGCAGCCCAUGGUUGCUUCUGCCUUGGCAAGCAUCGUGGUCCAUGAUCAUCAUCAUCAUGACGACUAGGUGCAUAUGUUUCUGUAUGUUGUACAUACAUACAUACAAGCACACAUACAUGCAUCCCGUUCAUUCAUGCAUGUGCUAGUAUGUGCAUGUAUGUGCAUGUGUAUAUAGAGGCACGGACAUGCAUACACAUACACCUUCUGCAUUGAUCAGUGCAUAUGAUUUUGCAUAGGUGGAAACCACCAUUUUUCCUAUGAUAUUGGUUCAUAUAAUUUGCUCUCAUGAUUUUUUUUUGGGUGGGUAAGCUGGGAUUUUAAACCUUGGGGUUUUACCGUGUGUUUAGGCCCUGAUCUCCCUGUUUUCUCUCACAAGUGAUUUGGGGAUUAAAUAACUUUUGAGAGCAUUGUUGAUACGGUUAAUGAAGGCUAGUCGUGAAGAGCAUUGAGCUUGCCCAUUA